AUGGACGGAAAACGGCAUCCCAGCUCGUUCCAGCAGCUCGAGAAGCUGGGUGAGGGAACUUAUGCCACCGUCUUCAAGGGCCGUAAUAGGCAGACCGGAGAGCUUGUCGCGCUCAAGGAAAUACACCUCGACUCUGAAGAAGGCACCCCGUCGACCGCCAUCCGAGAAAUCUCGCUUAUGAAGGAGCUCAAGCAUGAGAAUAUUGUCGGGCUACAUGAUGUUAUUCAUACGGAGAACAAGCUCAUGCUCGUCUUUGAAUUCAUGGAUGGCGAUCUGAAGAGGUAUAUGGACACGCAUGGCGAGCGCGGUGCUCUUAAACCAACCACCAUCAAGUCAUUCAUGUACCAGCUCCUCAAGGGUAUCGACUUUUGCCACCAGAACCGUGUUCUCCACCGUGAUCUCAAGCCCCAGAACCUGCUGAUCAACAACAAGGGUAUUCUGAAGCUUGGUGAUUUCGGUCUCGCCCGCGCCUUUGGUAUUCCUGUCAACACAUUCUCAAACGAAGUCGUCACUCUCUGGUAUCGCGCCCCUGAUGUCCUACUCGGUAGCCGUACAUACAACACCAGCAUCGACAUCUGGUCAGCGGGCUGCAUCAUGGCUGAGAUGUUUACGGGUCGGCCGCUAUUCCCCGGAACCACCAAUGAAGACCAAAUCGUUCGCAUUUUCCGUAUCAUGGGCACACCGACAGAGCGCACCUGGCCCGGCAUUACCCAAUUCCCCGAGUACAAGCCAACAUUCCAUAUGUAUGCUACUCAGGACCUCCGGAAUAUUCUCCAGACAAUCGAUCCAACGGGUAUCGACCUUUUGCAAAGGAUGCUUCAGCUUCGACCGGAGUUGAGGAUCAGUGCCCACGACGCCCUCCAGCACGCUUGGUUCAACGAUCUGCUAGUGCACCCUCAACAACAGCUCCAAGCGCAGGCCCGUGCAUACCCUCAAGCAGUUCCCAGCCAAGGAUUCGAUACGUACUAG
This is a messenger RNA of Fusarium venenatum, 969 nucleotides long. RefSeq names its product kinase-like domain-containing protein. Gene Ontology annotation, cellular component: nucleus; cytoplasm. The record is from RefSeq and is a predicted model, not a curated record. Gene Ontology annotation, biological process: protein phosphorylation. Gene Ontology annotation, molecular function: cyclin-dependent protein serine/threonine kinase activity; ATP binding. Lineage: Eukaryota; Fungi; Ascomycota; Sordariomycetes; Hypocreales; Nectriaceae.